This is a messenger RNA of Purpureocillium lilacinum, 570 nucleotides long. Lineage: Eukaryota; Fungi; Ascomycota; Sordariomycetes; Hypocreales; Ophiocordycipitaceae. The record is from RefSeq and is a predicted model, not a curated record.
AUGAGAAUCACAAUUAUUACUCUCGCACUGGUGUGCAGGCUCGCCACGACAGCAACUGCCAAGGAAACGCCGUCUACGAAGACAAGGAAGGAACUUUACAUCCUGACUGCAAGGCAACUUGAAGCUGCAAUGGAAGGAGCAUAUAAACGACAUGGCCUCUUUUAUACAUGCAAGAGGGAGCCAGAGCAGCGUACGGUUCUCUGCACCAGAUAUCAUGGCGAGAACAAAGGACCAAUGUUUCAGGACACGCUGACCCGGGCUUGUGGGGGUAUCGACGGCUGCACUACUUGCUGGGAGGUAAACAAGCCGGCCGCUGCUUUCCGCUGUCGUCAGACGAAACGGCAUGGGGAUUGGGCUACUUACAUGCCCAAGGAGUGCUACGGGAAGAACGGUAUUGCACCCAUAUGCCGAGAGAUUUACGACCGAUGCGUGCCCCCCCAACCCGCAGACAUGGCUUGUCUGGAGAGAGGAUAUGGAGAGCUUAUUGAGAAGUAUUCAAACACAAAGAUUGAGCCGCCAAAGAGAAACAAGCAUCGGUCGGAUUCCAAGUCCAAGUCAUCGGCACCUUGA